AUGGCAACGUGUAAACCUUUCCGUUGCCAUGAGGAUUUUUCGGGACCCCCUCGUGCUGCAGGUCAGAGUAGCUGUCCAGCAUCACAUGUUGAAGGAUGUUAUGAUACUACCGCAAUUCGAGAGGGAGCCACUGUGUUGGGUUGUAUUGUGAGUGAUGGGGUUAUGGUAGCGGUUGAUCAUGGCCCAUCCUCAGGUCCAAUUCCAGGAAAUGUUUGCGUUCUUCAUUCUCACUUGCUUCUCACUUAUUCUGGAGGGUGCCCCUUACUUAUGCUUGAGUUGUUCAAAGCUCUGGAGGAGAGGUUGUCUCUUUCUAGUGCCUUAAGCAUGAAGGCACAACGUGGUCAAGAGGCAGAAGUAGUACUGUGGGUGACUAAGUUUCUGGCUGAGCGUGAGGAUUUCAAGGCUGAUCGAGCCCUAUUACAAGUUGAUCAUUUCGGAAGCUACGGAGUUGAUCAAACCUUCACUCUGGCGAGGUGCUUGUGUAGCUAUGGAAUUUAUCCAUUCUGGUUCUAUAAUGUUCUCCCUCCUGAUGAAUCUGUUCUUUCCGGUGUUCAAGUUCUGUAUGUUGGAAGGGACGGGAAUAGACAAUUGGUCUCUAAAGAAGAGAUAGCGGAGGUGGAUAAGCUGCCGGAUAAGCGGGCCUCGCAGAAGAGCAUGAGGAGGAUGAACAGAAGUCUAACACUUCUUUCUGAUAUCUGCUGUGUUAUGCAUCGUGGUUUCUGGAUCUAUUUGACAUUUGUGUUGCCGCCACCGUCACCGCCCUCCCCCACUCACCGGUCCGCCCUGUCUUCCUUUGCCGUCGUCGUCACUUCCUUGAUACGAUCCGUCGGCGUUCCAGGACCCACUUCUGCUAUUGUUGCCUCCAAUCUCCAAUCCCUAGCCGUGGGUGAACUGAAGAAUUGA
Oldenlandia corymbosa var. corymbosa is the source of this 903-nucleotide messenger RNA. Lineage: Eukaryota; Viridiplantae; Streptophyta; Magnoliopsida; Gentianales; Rubiaceae. The record is from the annotation of a GenBank genome assembly.